AUGAGCGUUAUUUCACCUUGCCAAGGUCUUUUCAGAGACGGCGAUUUCACACUAGCUGAGAUAGAGCACUUUGUUGAUCAUGAGGACAAAUCCCACCCAAAGUUUGUUGAUGUUGCCGGCCUGGAGUUUUUGAUGUUCCCUAGGGAGGAGCAACUAGCAGGGAAAUCAGUCAAGUCAAUGAUCCUUGGUAAAGCUGUUUCAGAGGCAACAAUCAACAAUGAGACACUUGGUUACUUCAUAGGACGCGUGUAUCUUUUCUUGACUCGUCUGGGAAUUGACAAAGGUAGAUUGCGCUUCAGGCAGCGUCUGCCAAAUGAGAUGGCUCAGUAUGCUGCAGACUGUUGGGAUGCGGAAAUAGAAUGCUCCUAUGGUUGGAUUGAAUGUGUUGGGAUUGCUGAUAGGUCUGCUUAUGAUUUACUAGCUCAUUUGGAGAAAAGUCGUGUCUCAGAACCUAGAGAGGUGGAGAAGCUGGUUAUUACCCCAUCAGAAGAGGAACUAGGUCUUGCAUUUAAGGGUAACGAAAGAAUGGUGGUUGAAGCAUUGGAGGCCAUGAGCGAAAAAGAAGCACUGGAAAUGAAAGAAGCUCUGGAUGAUAAAGGAGAGGUGGACUUCCAAGUUUGUACACUUGGAAAAUCUGUAAGGAUCAAGAAAAACAUGGUAUCUAUCAGUAUGGAAAGAAAGGAGGAACAUCAGAUGGAUUUUUAUAACCUUUCAGUCAUCACGCCAUCUUUUGUUAUUGGACGAAUAAUCUACUGUCUCUUUGAGCAUUCUUUCUACACAAGACCAAGCAAAUCAGGGGAUGUACAGUGGAAUGUGUUCCGCUUCCCUCCUCUAGUGGCUCCAAUUAAGUGCACGGUUUUCCCAUUAAUCAAGUCUCAACAGUUUGUUGAAGUGGCCAACCUCAUAGCUAAAUCACUAAAGGUGGCUAAUAUCUCACAUGAAUUAGAUGUUAUAGGCAAGUCUAUAGGGAAACGUUAUGCCAAAUCGGAUGAGCUUGGUGUCCCCUACGCCAUAACUGUCGAUUCGACUGCUAGUGUGACCAUGCGUCAGAGGGACAGCAAGGAGCAGAUCCGUGUAAGCAUUGAGGAGGUGGUCUCAGUUGUGAAAAAAGUCACGGUUGGGCAAAGCACAUGGGCUGAUGUGCUCUGUAGAUACCCAACCCACGUUGCUACACAUGCUGAUGAGUUGUGAAGCGGCUUCUGACGGAUGAAGUGAUGAAAGCAAUUCCUUAUCUUGCUGAAUUUUCAAACUACUGGAACUUAUUAGGCUAUUAUAUUUGUUAAACGGUUGCACACAAAAUUGUGGUGAUGAUCUAAGAGAGUAAUAUUUUGCUUUAA
Messenger RNA from Phoenix dactylifera (date palm), 1337 nucleotides. NCBI's taxonomy places the organism in Eukaryota, Viridiplantae, Streptophyta, Magnoliopsida, Arecales, Arecaceae. The record is from RefSeq and is a predicted model, not a curated record.